Notothenia coriiceps (black rockcod) is the source of this 2394-nucleotide messenger RNA. Its product is annotated as mitochondrial fission factor homolog A-like. Lineage: Eukaryota; Metazoa; Chordata; Actinopteri; Perciformes; Nototheniidae. Gene Ontology annotation, biological process: positive regulation of mitochondrial fission. Gene Ontology annotation, cellular component: peroxisome; mitochondrial outer membrane. The coding region runs from base 159 to 1022 and encodes 287 amino acids. The record is from RefSeq and is a predicted model, not a curated record. The transcript has 7 exons.
UAUCGCUGGCGGAUGUACACAAGCACACGCUAGUUUGAAGCGGUGUGUACCUCGGUUUCACUUGUCGUCCAUUCCGGUUAAUGCUGUUCAUUUUGCAGUAAGAACAGCAAUUUCACACAUGACAUUUUAACACCUGGUGCUAAAACCAUAACGGCCAGAUGAGUGGGCCAUACACCACCCUCUCUGCAGAGGUGGCAGAGAUGAGCCGCAUCCAUUAUCAGUUGGAGUACACAGAGGGCAUCAGCCAGAGGAUGCGAAUACCUGAUACCAUCAAGGUGGCUUCGGGGAACCCUUCAGAGUCCCUACAAUUUCAGCAGCCCCUGCCCAUUCACACAACCAUGAUGCAGGUGCCGGAGAGGAUCAUCGUAGCAGGUGAUGAUGGCGACUCUAACUUUUCUCGUCCUCGAGACUUGGAUCUGAUCCAAUCGAUCCCUCCCAUGGACCUCCUGAACAUGAAGGCCCCCCCACGUGUCCUCACUCUUGCAGAGCAGCCACUGGACUCUAUGGAAACGGAACAAACUGCCGCUUCUCAUAGCAAUCCCAGCCAGGUGGCUCACUUUCACUCUCGGUCUCGGAGGGAGCGCAGUGCGAGUGAGAACAUACAUGGCCGCCACAGCUGUCAGAGCGUCAGAGGUGAUGUAAGUGUAACCCCUUCCCCUUCUGCCCCCCCAGUCCGGUUGUGUCCCCCCCUCUGUUCCCCUGAGGAUGCGCACAUCAACCUGUUUACAGCUGCCGGCUUCAUGUAUUAUAUCCAGUCGACGACACGCCGGGCGUACCAGCAGGUCAUCGAGGUGCUGGACGACACCCCCCGCAGGUCCCACCUAGAGCUGGCUCUGGAUAUAAACCCUGAGGAGUCUGGCCUAAUGGACGCCUCGUCACUGCGACGGCAGAUUGUGAAGUUGAACCGCCGCCUGCAGCUGCUGGAGGAGGAAAACAAAGAGCGCUCCAAGCGAGAGGUGAUCCUGUACUCUGCUACGGUGACCUUCUGGCUCAUCAACACCUGGAUCUGGCUCCGGCGCUGAGGUUUGGACCAGACCGAGUCUCCCAGAACACUGGAAGCCAAAGCAAUUCCUUGUUAAAGGUGCAACCAUUGAAAUACACUACUAGUCUUUACUUAAAUUACAGUCAACCACAGGAAACUAUAAAAACAUUAGCAAAUGUCCUCCACCAUACAGUACUCUUUCUAAACCUCGCAAGUUCUAUUUUGGGAUUUCACUUCGGAAUGUAAAGCCUAGCGCUGUCAAGAUAUGAUCUUAAGCUGUGUUCACAUGAUAGUAAAACAGCUGUAUGCUGGCGUAUCCGUUGUGUUUCUAUGGAGGGAGCAGUGCUGCCCGACUAGGCGGCAGAGCUACGCUCGGCAUCGUGUACCACUUGAAAUGCACUGUGCUCAAAUUUCAAAAAUAAUUUCAAAUUUGACCUAGUUACCGCUGACCAUUUGUUGCACACCCAAUCAGGUGAGGGCUGUGUGUAGCGCCACAAUCUAGCAGAGGAGGUAAGGAAACACAACUGACUGUUUUCCUCUGCGCCCAACUGCCCGUAUCAUUUGAAUGCAGCUUGAGGCAGUAAAACAUUAACAAAAAGUAUUCAAAUCAAGAAUUCACACCUUGACAUCUGGUUACAAAGUAGUUCUAAUGGGGUACAAUACCAUUAGAACUAGAGGUAAAACUGAAAAUAAAUGUGAAUAUCUUCAAAUAUCCAUGUAUGGAUUUCACUCUUGCUAGACAUGGCACGUUGACACUACAGCUGGAUGUUUGCAAAAGGUUAGCAACUGCUUCGAUGUAAAAAGCUGAACCUACAUACAACACAGGUUCCUGUCAUACAAAUAUAAUUACAAAUCUGAAAAAUAUUGCUAAAUUAUUUUGAUAUCGAAUGAUUGUUGAAAACAUGUUGGUGCUGAUACUGUCAAAAAAUACAACGACAUACUUUGAAGCUUUAUUUGACAACAUCAAUAAAAGCUUUGAAUAAUAAUAAUUUGGUACAGCCAUACACUUAUCCGUAGGGAAAACUAAAUGUGGUACCGGUAAUAUAUAUAAUAAAUGGAUCAAAACAAGGAAUGCCUGGUAUAUUUCUCAACAAGCUUUGCUUAGCCUCCCUCACUUCAUGAUUAUUUAGUGCAAGUACUGCUGAUUGCACAUUUAAGCUUGAUAGAUUCUCUGUAAAGGAUGUUACACUGAGGCUGUGAGCUCAUACGCAAUGUUUCACUUCAGGAGAAGAAUUAUAAGAGGGGAACACAAGGAUUUACUUCUGCCACAAAUGUUUUGGGAACCUCAGACCUGACCCAUCCUGUCUGUUUGAAAAAAGGAAAAAAACUACCAUAAUAAAAGUGUCAAAUUCAGAUGUCUAAAUCUAGAGAUGCCAUAACAUUUACCCUGGAUGUCCUGAACUCCACACACA